Parnassius apollo (apollo) is the source of this 2640-nucleotide messenger RNA. The record is from the annotation of a GenBank genome assembly. Lineage: Eukaryota; Metazoa; Arthropoda; Insecta; Lepidoptera; Papilionidae.
AUGGGACCUCCUAAAAAAAUUAAAAAAUAUGACUCAAAGCCCGGAGCUUCAGGAAAGAAAAAGAAAAUUGAAGAAGAAAUAACUAUAGAUCUUGUUGAUGAUGACAAUACUGAGAAUGUUGGUGUGCCAGUAGCAGCCACACAAGAUGCAGAAAAAAAUGACCAAGUCCCUGAAGAUGAAUUUGGAGCCAAAGAUUACAGGAAUCAAAUGACUUUAAAACCAGACAAUGCCAGCCGUCCAUUGUGGGUUGCACCCAAUGGGCACAUAUUUUUAGAAGCCUUUUCACCAGUUUACAAGCAUGCACAUGAUUUUUUAAUUGCAAUAGCAGAACCUGUUUGCCGACCUCAACACAUUCAUGAAUAUAAACUAACUGCAUACAGUUUAUAUGCUGCAGUGUCAGUGGGCCUGCAGACUGGAGACAUUAUUGAAUAUUUGCAGAGAUUAAGUAAAUGCUCAGUUCCUGCUGGCAUAAUAGAAUUUAUUCAGCUUUGUACAUUGUCAUAUGGGAAAGUGAAACUAGUACUUAAGCACAAUAGAUAUUUAGUAGAAAGUAAGCAUGUAGAAGUGCUCCAGAAGUUGCUCAAAGAUCCUGUAAUCCAGCAGUGCCGUCUUCGACGGGACGGUGAAAAUGAGCUGAUGUCAUCGGCUCUCCCUAACAAACCUGCGGGAGUCACAUCUAAACCUGGUGAAGAAAAACCCAUCACAAAUGGUGCUGUGCCAGAAGAUAUCAGCCAGUUCUACCAGCAACUUGAUAAAGAUGAUGAAGAGGAUGAAACUACAGAUAUAACUGCUAACACGGCUGUAGCCUUUGAAGUCGACCCUGAUAAAAUAGAGGUAAUUCAGAAGCGGUGCAUAGAAUUGGAGCAUCCACUAUUAGCAGAGUAUGAUUUCCGCAAUGAUUCUGUCAAUCCGGACAUUAAUAUUGACCUUAAGCCCACUGCAGUGCUACGACCCUACCAAGAGAAAAGCCUUAGGAAAAUGUUUGGUAAUGGACGGGCAAGGUCAGGAGUGAUUGUGCUGCCGUGCGGCGCGGGCAAGUCGCUGGUGGGCGUGACGGCCGUGUGCACGGUGCGCAAGCGCGCGCUCGUGCUGUGCAACUCCGGCGUGUCGGUGGAGCAGUGGAAGCAGCAGUUCAAGUGCUGGUCCACCGCCGACGACAGCAUGAUAUGCAGGUUCACAUCGGAGGCGAAGGACAAGCCGAUGGGCGCGGGCAUCCUGAUCACGACGUACAACAUGAUCACGCACGGGCAGCGGCGCUCGUGGGAGGCGGAACAGACCAUGAAGUGGCUGCAGGCGCAGGAGUGGGGGCUGGUGGUGCUGGACGAGGUGCACACCAUCCCCGCGAAGAUGUUCCGCCGCGUGCUCACCAUCGUGCACUCGCACGCCAAGCUCGGGCUAACGGCGACGCUGCUUCGAGAGGACGACAAGAUAGCAGACUUGAACUUCCUGAUCGGUCCGAAGCUAUACGAGGCGAACUGGCUGGAGCUGCAGGCGGCCGGCUACAUCGCCCGCGUGCAGUGCGCCGAGGUUUGGUGCCCCAUGACGCCCGAGUUCUACCGCGAGUACCUCAUACAGAAAAUAAACAAGAAAAUGUUACUGUACGUUAUGAACCCGUCGAAAUUCAGAGCAUGCCAGUUCUUAGUUCGCUAUCACGAGAAGCGCGGGGAUAAGACAAUUGUGUUCUCGGACAAUGUGUUCGCGUUACGUCACUACGCCGUAAAAAUGAACAAGCCGUACAUCUACGGCCCGACGUCACAGAGUGAAAGGAUACAGAUUCUGCAAAACUUCAAAUUCAAUCCGAAAGUGAAUACAAUAUUUGUAAGCAAAGUUGCUGAUACAAGUUUCGAUCUCCCAGAAGCCAACGUGUUGAUACAGAUUUCAUCUCACGGUGGUUCUCGCAGACAGGAAGCCCAAAGAUUAGGUCGAAUUCUAAGAGCUAAAAAAGGUGCACUGGCAGAGGAAUACAAUGCAUUCUUCUACACGCUUGUAUCUCAGGACACUCUAGAAAUGGCGUAUAGCCGGAAGAGACAACGUUUUCUCGUAAACCAAGGAUAUAGUUAUAAAGUGAUAACAGAAUUAAAGGGGAUGGAUCAAGAGCCUGAACUGUUCUAUGGUACUCGGGAAGAACAGGGAAUGCUGUUACAACAGGUUCUAGCCGCGUCGGAGAGCGAGUGUGAGGAAGAGCGAGAGGCGGGUGGCGCGGCGGGCGCGGGCGGCGCGCGGCGCGGCGCGCCCAGCCUGGCGUCGCUGGCCGGCGCCGACGACGCGCUCUACCUCGAGCACCGCCGCCAGCACAACAAGCACCCGCUCUUCAAGAAUGAUACAAACAGCGAAAAUGGUGUUCCGGAGUGGGCGAUUGUUGAACUGCAGGGUCUCAUUCAAAUGAAAAAAGAUUCAACACUUGGGCCCACUGUCAUUGGAGACUUACAUUACUUUAACAGAAACAAACAUCCCGUGCUUGUACUUGGUCAUCAUAUAUUGAAUGGGAAGGAAGUUAAAUUGGAACAACCUAUGGCAGUCAUGGAGAAAAUCAACAAUGAAGGAAAGAUUGAAUAUAAAGUGAAAGCUAUUGUCAAAAAGAAAUUGUUAUUUAAAUCCAGACCAAAGCCAAUAAUAUCUAAUGUCUCUGAAAAAGUGUGA